AUGCGGGUCGGGAGUUUUGAAUCGACAUCCAGCCAGCGCGAUUCGCGGCGGCAACGACGCUGCGUGCCGCGGCUGCCGCAGUUCUCCCGCGCCGCUGGUCAGCGCGGCCUGCUUUUCUCCGCAGCGCUCGCGCUUGCGCUCGUAGCAGCGUGCCACGUGGACUCAGCGGAAGCAACCGCCUUUAGAGCGACGGACGAGUUUAAGCCGCCAUGUGGGCUGAUGACGGCACCCGGAGCAGGCGGAUGGAAGCGGUGGAGCGAUUGGCGCACGUGGGGCGGCCCGAUGCGCUUCCUGGGUGUGCCGGGGCGCGGGCUGCGGAAAUGGCAGGACGUCACGAUCCCGUGCGGCGUCUCGAUUCUGCUCGACGUACCCGAUAUAAGCGUGAAGACUCUCACCGUUAAGGGCUGGCUCAAGGUGCUCGAUUCCCCGUCGCUCCCUAGGAUCGACGUCAACGCGCAUUUCAUCGUCGUGAUGGGGCGGCUAACGGCGGGCGAGCCGAGCCGCCAUUUCUCGAGCCGCCUCACCUUCACCCUCUUCCCCGGGAGCCGCAAGCCGUACAUGCUGUCGAAACUCGCGCCGGCGGAUGCGGCGAACCCUCGCGACUUGGGCCACAAGGCGUUUAUUGUGGUGGGCGGCCAGGUGCAAUUCCAUGGCAUGCCAGGCGGCAGCGACACACCCUCAUGGGUGCGGCUCAGUGAGACGGCCAACGCCGGCCAGCGCUACGUCCUGGUGGAAGCUGACGUCAGCAACUGGGCGGCAGGCAUGACUGUAGCUCUGGCCUCCACCAGUAACAACCUGAACGAGGCAGAACACCAUCUGAUCGCCUCUGUUGCUGCUGACAUCAGCAAUCCUGGCAUUUUCCGCAUCAACCUGCAGACCCCCCUGAGGCACUCCCACCAGGGGGAGGUGUUACCUGACGGGGGCACGGGCACCGUAGGAAUCUUCGGGGAGGUUGCGCUGCUGGACCGCCACGUCAGCAUCCAGGGGACGAAUGACGCGGCGCCACAUCAGCUCGACGGGGGCCACUUUAUCAUCUACAUGACACCUACCAAGCAGACCCUGGAGGGUGUGCAGUUUAGAGGACUCGGAAAUCAGGGGACACUGGGGAAAUACCCUGUGCACUUCCAUAUCUGCGGGCAGAACGGGCAGGAUCACGUGGUUCGGAAAAACGCGAUCGUGUUCACCAGACAGCGAUGCAUGGUGAUCCAUGCCACGGGCAGCAUGACGAUAGAAGACAACGUAGCGUAUGAGACCAAGGGGCACUGCUACCUGCUGGAGGAGGGGAGUGAGCUCAACAAUAACUUCAGGCGCAACCUUGGGAUCAAUGCGCGGAAAGUGGAGAAGGUGAUUCCCCCCGCCAGCAGCAGCAAGCUGGACAAGCAGACAGACAAACAGCCCACCACGUUCUGGCUCGGCACGCCCCACAGCAACUUCAUAGAUAACGUGGCUGCUGGGUCCGAGGACUCGGGAUUCUGGCUGGAAGCAACGCCGUACAUGCGUGGUGUAUCCCGUCUGCUGCCUGCGAUUGGAGCCAUCAACCCGCUCACCUACAACUGGGGGGAGUACACCGGGAACCUCAUCUCCUCCCUCCUCUCCCUCUUCUCCUCUCCCAUUCCCCCCUCUUUCAACAGAAUGUUCUUUUUCAAUAGUGAGCGCAUCGUGGUCAAGAACGGAAUCUUCCUGGAAAACGCCGUGGGCAUAGACCUGAGUCGAAACGUGAAGCUCGCUGCCUCUGGCUGCAAGUUCAUCGCUCGAGCCGCUGCUGCUCCGUCUGGUUCUGCUGGUGGUUCUAGUGCUGGUGGUGCUACCGGAGUGGGCUUCACUCACCCAGAAGAUGCGCUGUUUCAAAGAGCUCAAAAGCAUGCCGGGCGUGCUAGCCACAGUGAGAUUUGCCGAUUCCCCUCUGUCCCUGGCUUCCCACCCACCACUGCAGGGGUGGAUUUCACUCGACCAGAGGAGCAGCUGUUUCAAGAGCUCAAGAGCAAGCCGGGUGCGCUGGCACGAGUGAAGCAGCAGCAGAGGGCCGGGCCGUUGCAGCGGGUGAUAGGGGACGGCAAGACGGGCAGUUUUGCGUCGCCUGUGGGGAUUGUGGUCAGCCAGUGCAAUCCCUCCGACCCUCCUGGACCAAGCUCCAUCCAGGAUUCUUUCUUCUCAAACUACGGCGCCACUGACGAUGCCAGCUUUGCUGUGAUUCUCACAGCCAACCACGCGGGAGGGUACUGGAACAGUGCUUUUUACGUCAAGGGUCUCACCUUUGGAUCUGGAACCAAUAAGUUCUGGGCCACUCCUAAUCCCUCCGCAGGCACGCCCCCCCGGGGGGGUCUGGUGGCGCGCUUCUACGCCAUCCGGGAUCUCGACGGAUCUCUCCUCGGCCAAUCAGGCUACGCCGUUGCCAACUACAAUCCAAUCCUCCCGCCCGCCGCCGUCCGGGCGGCCAAGUGCUCGUUGGACAGUGCACAGAACGUGUAUGCUUGCACGGGGGUGUGCUAUCGGUCAGUGGGGAUCGGAUACCAUGAGUGGGGGGUGCAACCCAACGGCAUGGCUGGGCUUCCGGCUUACGUGCUGAGACCAUACAGUUAUGUCGUCGUGACCAGGCUAGAGGACGGGGCACAGUUCACAGACUACGGCACGGACAACGACAACCCCAACAGCGGCCCGGCUGUAUCAACCAAGAAAGUCCGCCGCUACCUCACUUCCUCCCUCCUCGCCGGCUACACCUACAGCCUGCGCAUCGUGCCCGCGCCCACCAACCCGCUGUUCUAUCCCCAAGGGAUUUUUGUGCGGUCCUAUGACCAGGAGGGGUGUGUGGGGGCGAUCACGGUGGUGCUCGAGCCCAAGGACGUGAACAGCCAAUGGGUCACCAACAUCCCCACCAUACCCUGCACGGGCCAGAACAGCAGUCUGGCGUAUCAGCAGUACCAGUGCAUCGACGGGCAAUCGAAGCUGGCGAUCCGCAUAGGGGAGAACAGCUACGGCAAUCACGCCAUUGUCAACUCCACUGCUGCUGCUGCGAGCCAGACGUGCACACAGGACACGCCUUGUUCCACGACCGCCGCAACACCCUCCUCCACUCCCCAGGCCUCCCCCUACUCCUCCGACCCUCUCACUCCCAUGUCCACCUCCGCUCAGCCUCUCUCCCCCACUCGCACAACGGCCGGCAACAUCGACCCUUUCUAUGACCCCGCCUUCUAUGCUCCCUCGUAA
Molecule: messenger RNA, 3204 nt
Organism: Closterium sp. Naga37s-1
Lineage: Eukaryota; Viridiplantae; Streptophyta; Zygnematophyceae; Desmidiales; Closteriaceae
Source: the annotation of a GenBank genome assembly